Molecule: messenger RNA, 2715 nt
Organism: Syngnathus acus (greater pipefish)
Lineage: Eukaryota; Metazoa; Chordata; Actinopteri; Syngnathiformes; Syngnathidae
Product: protein NDRG1-like
Exons: 12
Coding region: 941-2032 (363 amino acids)
Biological process (GO): signal transduction
Cellular component (GO): cytoplasm
Source: RefSeq, a predicted model, not a curated record
GUGCGUAAAUAUCUUCCUAUAAUUUUAAUAUUUGACUUGGUGCAUUGCAUAUUUUUAUUAUUUAUGUGCAGCGACACCCCUUGGCAUCUGAAGUGCAUAAAACACACAGAUCCUUCAAAGUAAUAAACAGUACAGUGGAUUGCAGUCAAGUGUCAAGGACAAGUCAGCAGAAUUAUGUGAACAGAUGGCACUCUGAGAUUAAGAUAUUGACCUGAUACCUCAUGGCUUGGCUGAAGGUGUUGUGGCUGACCCAUACAUCUUUUUAUUAUGCCAGCUAUUUAAUCAUCCACACAAACCAUGAAAACAAAUAUUCAAAUUAUACCCUGAUCCGAUUGAUUGAUUUAAUUCUUAUUAUUCUAGUAGUUUUGAUAGCUAUAUUAUUAUCAUCAGUGAUGCAGAUGUCAUUAUCACAAUCCAAAAUUGGUUUUUAAACAAAUUCUCCCUUUUGAACCUUUUUUUUGUUUUGUUUGAUGUUGUAUAUUUCCAGUUAGAAUUUAGUUCUGUUACGUGCCUCUAUGUUCAAUCAAUUCGUCUAUGUUCAAUAAAGCAAUCAAUCCAUCAAUUGUAGAAGUUGCUCUCAAGCAUCAGAUGUAUCAAAAGACCAAAUGGCAACGUCAUGUUUACGUGGUCUUUGGUGCAUGGUUAAUUCUCAGUGGAAAUCCCGUGCCGGUUCAUCGGGACUGUCUGGAACAGCCUAAAGUGAGAUUAAAAACAGAGGCCAGUUGGCCACAUGUGAACCAGGUUAGACUUGAAGCUUUAGCAGCAGAUCAGUGCUGCAGCGUAUAUAAAGCUGCUCAAGCAAAUGGCCCGUCACAUAUCCUGCACGGGGGUUUACGCAUAGUCGUGCUCCCUACGAGAUUUUCAAGAAAUUCACAUUCAGAGGACACCUAUUGCAAGUUUUUCGUCUGUCUGUACUUGGGCCUUGAGUGCAACAGGAGUUAUGGUUCUGUCAGAGAAUGAGUCUGACUCUGUCUUUGAGCCUCUCAUUAAUGAGGAGCACGUUGAGACUCAGUAUGGGAAUGUCCACUGCAUCAUGAUGGGGACGCCUAGGGCAAAUCGCCCUGUCAUUUUGACAUAUCAUGACGUUGGACUAAACCACAAGACCUGUUUUGAGACUCUAUUUGCGCAUGAGGACAUGCAAGAAAUCCUCAGACAUUUUCCCGUUUGUCACGUUGAAGCCCCAGGACAACACGAAGCGGCCAAAACUUUCCCAACAACGUAUUCCUACCCGACCAUAGACCAACUGUCUGAAGCGCUGCCUAGUGUGCUCAAACACUUUGGGUUGCGCAGUGUGAUUGGACUGGGAGUUGGAGCAGGUGCCUGCAUUUUGGCCAAUUUUGCUCUAAAUCACCCUGAUCUGGUGGAUGGAUUGGUUCUGAUCAACAUCAACCCUAAUGCUGAAGGAUUAAUAGAUGCUGUCACAAACAAGCUUACUGAAUGGACUCACGCUCUCCCUGACACAAUUAUCACACACUUAUUCGGAAAAGAAGAGAUCCAUUCCAACCAUGACCUCAUAGCCACAUACCGCCACCACAUCAGCGCGACCAUGAACCAGCACAACGUGGCCCAGUUCUUUCGUGCUUACAACAGUCGCAGUGCUCUUGAGGUGGAGAGGCCUGUUCCUGGAGCAAAUACCAAAGUCAGGACCCUCAAGUGCUCCACAUUACUGGUUGUUGGAGACAGCUCUCCAUUUGUGGACGCUGUGGUUGACUGCAACUCGAAGCUUAACCCAACAAAGACCACACUGCUCAAGAUGGCGGACUGCGGAGGACUUCCUCAAGUGGCUCAGCCAGCAAAAGUGAUCGAAGCCUUCAAAUACUUCAUCCAAGGCCUUGGAUACUUAUCCAGUGUCAGUAUGACCAGACUUCGUUCACGGACAACCUCUAGCUCCAGCGUCUCGUCUAUGGAGAACUCUCGGAGCCGUACACAUGAGAAGCGAGGACGCUCCCAUACUGAUGUUUCCAUGGAGAGCAUCUCCAACAACAACAUGGAUCGCAUCGUUUCAAAAUCCACUCAUGAAGUGGCAUGCUAGAGCACACAAUGCACUCAGCUUGCUCUUGCAUCUUGUUAUUGACUAUCUCUGCAAUUACACUUAAAGGUCACGGUCAUAGCUAAAUAUGACAUCAAUAUGCAUUUUUUUUUUUAGUGUCCUUUUCAUGUUCCCUCGAGCAGCUUCUCCUCUCAACCUUUAAGUACCUAAAAAUUUCCAUUCUCCUUUUCUUACCACUACUACUGAUUGCACAUACUAUCAAUAAUAAUUUCCAUGUAUUAUUGAUUUGAUUAUUUAUCAUUUUCCUAAUUAUUUUAUCCAUUACUGACCAAAAGAACUCAUAUCUUAACACUGAUAGACCGUCAUUUUUUCAUCUUUUGCAGAAGUGGUUCAGAGAAAUGUGUACAAAAGAUCAAUUAUGAUAGUCCAUCAUUGAUUUGCAGAAGAGAAAUUCUACCGUUACAUGGAAUACUGAGCAACAUACCACACCGCAGACUGUAAAAUAAAUACCAAGUAAUAAAAAAUUGGAAACUGCAACAACUUUUUUUUGUUUUUUUUAUACGUAUUGAGUUUUUUGAUGAUUCUAUUGUUUGAGUUUAGUGGUGAGUGCAGGGGCUAGUUUUGUUUUAAGUACUUGUUUUAACUAUAUAUUGUGAAUAUAAAGGAAUAAUGUAAUAUACUAUAUUGUUACUGCUGUAUGUAGAAAAUAAAAUAAUACAGUGGUU